Molecule: messenger RNA, 3242 nt
Organism: Vanessa atalanta (red admiral)
Lineage: Eukaryota; Metazoa; Arthropoda; Insecta; Lepidoptera; Nymphalidae
Gene: Moca-cyp
Product: peptidyl-prolyl cis-trans isomerase 8
Exons: 19
Coding region: 157-2385 (742 amino acids)
Biological process (GO): protein peptidyl-prolyl isomerization
Cellular component (GO): intracellular membrane-bounded organelle
Molecular function (GO): peptidyl-prolyl cis-trans isomerase activity
Source: RefSeq, a predicted model, not a curated record
CUAGCAUCGGUUUAUUACAUUAAUUUGUUUAAUGUAGAUUUCAAUGUUUGUGUGAUGUUUUAAAAUAUUUGCGUUCUCAAUUUCUCCUACAUAUAAAAAGAACUAUAUAAUUCGAACAGAGUUACUUUGUAUAUUAUAAUAAACACCAUUUUGAAAAUGACGGUGGACGGUGAUGAUAAACCCCAAAGGGACCGUGUGUUUAUGGAUAUUUCGAUUGGUGGCUUGCCGUCCGGUCGUAUAAUAUUUGAGUUAUUUAACGAUAUAGCACCUAAAACUGCUGAGAAUUUUCGUGCACUAUGUGCUGGAGACAUGGGCAUUGGAAAAAAUACAGGAAAACCUUUAACUUAUAAGGGUAUGGUCUUUCAUCGAGUGGUGAAAGACUUCAUGAUACAAGGUGGUGACUUUACUCAUGCCAACGGAACUGGUGGUGAAUCAAUUUAUGGAGGGACGUUUGAAGAUGAAACUUUUGAGCUCCAACAUGAUAGACCAUAUUUGCUGUCCAUGGCUAACAGGGGCAAGGACACAAAUGGUUCACAGUUCUUUAUAACAACACAGCCGGCGCCCCAUCUCGACAAUGUGCACGUAGUGUUCGGGCACGUGGCGGGCGGCGCGGCGCUGGUGCGCCAGCUGGAGGCGCUGGCCGUGGACCGCAACGCGCGCCCGCUGCAGGACGUCGUCGUCGCCAACUGCGGCCAGCUCGUGCGACUCAAGCCCGGCAAGAAGCGUAAGCAAGAAAAGGAAAAAGAGAAGGAGAGUGGGGAGGAAUCGGACCAGUCCCACAAGAAAGAUAGGAAGAAGAAGAAGGAUAAGAAGAAGAGGCGCCAUUCAGACCGUUCAGCCGACGAAGAGGUCCCCGAAGCACCGUCUCAUCCCCUGGUCACAACAUCUAAGAUAGACCCGAGGGAGAUACCUGAAGUACCAACUAACAGGUUUCUCAUGAGAGGCGGUCGUGAUCAAGACAGAGAUAAUAGGAAUGACGCCAGGAGGGACCGAGAAAGGAUGCAUUAUCGUGAAAGGGAACGUCACUCGUACACCCGCAGUGGGAGAAUCAUAAAAGGUCGUGGAGUAUUUCGCUACCGCACGCCGUCCCGCUCGCGCUCGCGCUCGGCCACGCCGCCGCACUGGCGCCAGGCGCAGCGCCGCAUCGUCAAGCUGCAGCACGUCGAGAUUGAACGCAGGCCUAUAGAACUCGAGAGACCAAAGAGCAAAGUGGCCGUGCAGCAUCACAGCAAAGAAGGAGAAGAGGGCACUCCUGAGAGACCGCGGGAGAAAGAGGAGGGAGAAUGUGAUUCAACUUUAGAUCAAUCUCGUCACGAGAAGAUAGAUUACAACGCGUUGGACUUCGAAGAGGAUAUAGAACAUGACGAUCGCGUGGCGGGCUCGGAGCGCGCCGAGCUGCUGGCGCGGGCGCUCGGAGUCAACCCCAAGCGGCACGACGAGUGGCGCGGCGAGGCGCGCUCCCCGCGGCGCGGCCCGCAGUCGGCCGUGGCCGCCGUGCCGCCGCCCGGCGCGCCCGCCCCCGCCGCCCCCGCGGGCCCCCCCGGGGAGUACGACCCCUUCAGCCUGCUGCGCAGCACCUUCACCAAGAACAGGCCCGCCAGUAGGAAAGAAGAACGUCCCGAGAGAUACGAUAGACACAGAGAGGAGAAGCAAUUGCGUGACAAGCACAGAAACGAGAGGGAGCAGAAGUACUCGGAACACGACGACAAGACCAAGAACUCGAAUAAACAGCACGUAUAUAAAGAGGAUAGGCGUCAACCCGACGACGAGAGAAAGUCGAGCGAAAGGGAACGAAACAAGGAACGCAGGGAUCGCACCGAUGUUUCGAGAGACAAUCUUAAAGAGGUGCCUCUGGAAAGGCAAAAGUCCAGAGACGAUAAGCGCGAUAGGUCUAGGGAGAGAUAUUGGUCCAAGGAGAGGAGCGAUAAGAGGGAGAAGGACGAUAGGAGGGAGAAGUCGAGGGAGAAAGAUAGGAAUAGAGAUGACAAGAAGAAGAAUGAUAAGGACAGGAAGACUAACUCGGCGAAUGUUAAGGAUAGAUCAAAAUCACCAACUCCUGAACGCAAACAAUCGUCGGAUCACAAGUCUACGGACGAAGAAAAGAAAAAGGAGGAAGAAAGGAACGAGGCUCGCAAGGAGCUGAUGGAGAUAGUCCGUCUCAUCAAGUCGAGGCAACGCGAGCGGGAGAGUAAAGCCUCAGAGACUAAGAAGAAGCGUCGUUCGUCGAGCUCGUCCUCGGACUUGGACGACCGAGACAAGCGGCACCGCAGUCGGAGCAGAGGGGCCCGGCCGCGCCGCUCGCGCAGCCCCCGCAGCCCCCGCAGCCCCCGCAGCCCGCGCAGCCCCCGCGCGAGGCGCGCCCGCCGCUCCGGCUCGUCCGACUAAUGCGUUGCCAUUACAUUACACAUCGAUGGUUCAAUUUUAAACCGAUUCAUACACUUGCACAUUCAAAAAUAUUUCAUUUUUUAUAAUAAUAAAUAAAAAAUGUCGUUUCCAAUGAAGUGUCUCAUAUUAACGAACCUUAUAUUACGAGCGGUGAUGUGUAUAAAUUGGUUUGAAUUCGAUUACAUAAUGAAAUAAUGUGUGCGAGUACCUUUACGUUGACUACAUUUUUUUCUUAAUAAUAUAACGGCCGAUUGAUAAACAAAUAGAUAAUUUAAUCUAUAAUUGUAAUUUUGUUCUUACUAUUCAUAAUUAUUCAAUAUUCAGAAACGACUCUUAAAUUCCAUGGAAUUAGAAAAUUGUUCUUACAUUGGGUAGUAAAAUUGACCGAAUUGUAAAUUUCCUAACGUGUAUAAAUUACGAUUGUUAUACUGAAGUAAGGAGUUUAAGCAAAAGUUUUUUUUUUCAUAUAAAAAUGGAUUUACAAUGUUUUUCUCUUUAAUCAGUGCUGUUUCUACACUUUUGAUUAUUAAAUUAGGACACAAGAAUAUGACGUAGUUUUAUAUACAUAAUAGGACCUUCGACGAAUUCGAUUUCGCAUUAGUUUUAUUUUUAAUUUGUAUGAUAUAAGAUACCUUUGUGUUUUAAGGGAAUAUAACCUUAUGAAUAGACUUACAUUAUGUUGGAUUUUUAUUUUAGUCAAUAAAUAUUUACGCUCUUACUAAUAAAUUGGGGGGGGGGGUAUAUAGUUGCACGAGGAAUCAUCUCAUUCUGGCAUCGGUAAUUUAACAUUUAAAGAAAAAGAUGUAACUAUACACCAAUAUCCAACGUUUAUUAGUAAGAGGGUAAUUUUCAAUGGG